Molecule: messenger RNA, 1260 nt
Organism: Arthroderma uncinatum
Lineage: Eukaryota; Fungi; Ascomycota; Eurotiomycetes; Onygenales; Arthrodermataceae
Product: NAD binding oxidoreductase
Exons: 4
Coding region: 1-1260 (419 amino acids)
Molecular function (GO): nucleotide binding
Source: RefSeq, a predicted model, not a curated record
AUGGCACUGUUUCUUCAAGGCUGCACGUUUGCUCAGCAAUACGCCUCUUCACUACUUCAUGGCAAAUCUCAAUCGUCUACAAGGGCCUUGAAGCUAGGCGUCUUGUCGACUGCGAGGAUAAAUUCUGCGGCCGUUAUCCAUCCAGCGGAAACACAUCCAGAUGUAGAGCUUUAUGGGAUUGCAUCUCGAGAUGCUCAGACGGCAAAGAAUGCAGCUACGAAAUAUGGCUUCUCAAAGUCAUACGGUUCCUAUCAGGAGCUUUUGGACGAUCCGCUUAUCAGCAUGGUUUAUAUCUCGUUGCCAAAUAGCUUGCAUUUCGAGUGGAGUAAGAAGGCAUUAAUUGCCGGGAAACACGUCCUCUGUGAAAAACCAUUUACUUCUAAUGCAGAGGAGGCAAGGGAGCUAUUCAGGGUGGCAGAAGAGAGAAGGCUGGUUGUCGAAGAGGCUUUCCAUUGGCAGUUCCAUCCUGCAGCACAUCUAUUCAGAAACAUCCUCGAGUCGAAUAAAUACGAUAGGAUAAUUCGAACAGAUGCCUGGAUGACUUCUACCCCUGCUAUACCUUCGGGAGAUAUUCGAUGGCAGUAUGAUCUAGGGGGCGGCUCGUUGAUGGAUGAAUGCUAUGCAUUAUCGUUUACUCGAUAUGCACUUCAUAACGAACGUCCAAAACAGAUUCUCUCGGCAGCUGCUCGCCCGUCAAAAGACGACGGCCGUGUUGAUGCUGCAAUGCAUGCACUACUCCUCUUCGAAGAUGACAACGGCAACCCGAUAACUAGCAGGAUCUAUACCGACUUGUCGCGCAGCAGACUAGGAGGAGUCCUGCCCCGAGUUUGGGAGUUGCCAUCAAUAGAAGUUGAAACGGACGCGGCGAUAAUCUACUUCUACAACGCUAUGAUGCCGCAUAUUUAUCAUUACAUAUCAAUCACUGAUAAGCGGACCGGUAUCACCGAGUACAAGACACAGAGCUCUGGCGGGCCUAUAUGGGGCGAUAGGUGGACUACGGGUGGAAAAGGCGGAAAAAGUUAUUGGAGCACAUAUCGAUGGCAACUCGAAGCAUUUAUGGAGAGAGUCAGGGACAAGGAGCCAAUUUGCUGGGUGCCCUCGGAGGAUACUGUGAUACAUAUGGAAUGCAUUGACGAGAUUUAUAAGAAGGCUGGAAUGCCGAUUAGGGGAGACCCGAUGGAGGUUGUGAAGGACGAGAAGGUUAGGAUGGCCCAGAAAAUGGAGCAAACAGAGACGAGUGGGAGGAGCGAAAAGACUUGA